CAUCCAUCCGUGUCCAAUGUGAGGGGGAGGUGAAACAGUUGAGAGCUUGCUGUGUUAUUAACUGGCAUUAUUUAGUUGCUUCAGUCUGGAGAAGACACGAGUCAAGACUGCUCCUUAUCAGAAUUCCAGCCAGUUGGAGCAACAAUGACUUCCCAUGUGAAACUCAGGAAGGAGAGGGUUGGUUUGGUGGACUACGACACACAAAUCAAAGAGGUCCGUUGCCAGCUUGUAGACCAGCUGAAGGUGUUGGACUUGCAACUUGAGCAGAAGAGCCAGCAGCUGCAGGACCUGACUGACUAUCUGCGCAGACGGGGCGAGAUUGAAAGCGAGUACGCCCGUUCCCUUGAAAAACUCGCUGAACGCUUCACGUCCAGGAUCAAGAGAAAGGAGCCCAGUAGUCACUCAGUGGCCCAGGUCUGGCUGGCUCUGCUGUCCCAGACCCGCCAAGAAAGUAGGGACCACAGUGGCCUGAGUGAUUGCUGCAGUAACUUCCUCAUCCAGCCUCUCACACACUGCCUGGAGUACACACAACGCCUUGCUAAGAAGCAAACGAUAUCUUGUGGUUCACUGUGUUCCUCCUGCGUUUUGCCAUCUCACUUUGUGGUAUUUCGUCUCCAGAGUAAAGACAUCUGCACUCAGCUGCAAGACGGGCUACUCAAGGUUACCACAGAGCUGCAGACUGCAUGGCGGACAUACUACCAGUACCACUCAGACUACGUGUGUGCAGAGGGGAAGCUGAAGGAGGCAGAGAAACAGGAAGAAAAGCAGAAGCAGAGUGCUGCUAAGAAACUGGAGAGGUUGAUAGAGAAAAGACAAGGUAAGGUCCAAGACAUCUACCUGAAGUGCAGCAAGGCCCGAAACGAUUACCUCCUGAACUUGGCUGCUGCCAAUGCCUCCAUGAAUAAGUACUACCUCCACGACAUCUCUACUCUCAUAGAUUGUGCAGAUGCAGGGUACCACCUCUCUUUGGGCCGGGUGAUGCGGGCCUACCUGUCCAGUCGGUGGCGCAGCCAGCAGAACCUGAGCACGGGGCUGCAGCAGCUCCAAAACACAGUGUCUGGACUGGACCAGAGCCAGGACCGAGACGCCCUCCUGCAGGAUCACUUUAACACCUUUUGUAUGCCCCUUCGCUUCUCUUAUCAGCCCCAUGAUGGAGACCAGGUUUGUGAGGUUAGUGCAGAGUGUGAGAUGAGAUGCGAGCUGGAGACCAGAUUCAAACAGAUACAAACCAGACUGAAAGCAGUCACCCAGGAAACAGAGGAGGCGAGUAAGAGCAUGUUGGCAGCCCAGUCUUCCCUGCUGGAGAGCAUCACUGAUGACGAUCUGGACUCUGGCAACGGUUCGUCUCAGGACGGCAGCACUGAGAACCUGACAGUCAAGCCCAGUGCGGCCCGACGCAGGGCCAACCUGCAGGAAAUAGAAAACCUCUACAGCACUAGAAUAAAAGAGUACCUUUUAGGCAGCUCCCUGGUGUCUAAACUGCAAGCAAAACAUGACCAGCUUAAAGUGGCUGUGGAAAAAGCUGAAGCAUCAAAUGGACAUCAGCCUCGACACAAUGGAAAGUCUAUGCGUGUCAGGAAGAAUCACUCAAGUGGCAAUUUAAUGCACAAUCACAAGCUUUUCAAUGGCGACAUGCUGUCCUUCAUACAGGCAUCAGGACAGCAAAUUCCAGUUGUUGUGCAAAGUUGCAUUUGCUUUAUCAACCUCAAUGGUCUACACCAUGAAGGGAUAUUUAGAGUGCCGGGGUCUCAGAUGGAGAUCAACAACUUGAGGGAUGCAUUUGAGCGAGGAGAAGACCCUCUGGCUGAGCAGAGUGUUGACCUGGACUCUGUUGCUGGAGUGCUGAAGCUCUACUUCAGAGGUCUGGAGAAUCCCCUCUUCCCCAUCAAAAGCACUGGCCAACUCCUGGAGCAUGUCCAAAUAAAAAACGAGGCAGAGAGAGCAGCUCAGCUCAAAGGGGUCAUCUCUUCCUACCCCAAGCCUGUCGUCAUUGUGAUGAGAUACCUCUUUGCCUUCCUUCAUCAUGUGUCUCAGUACAGCGACGAGAACAUGAUGCAGCCUUACAACCUGGCCGUGUGUUUCGGCCCCAGCCUGGUGAGAGGGGCUCAGGACGAUGAUGUUGUCACCCUGCAGCCUCAGAUCAACGCCCUGGUGAAGAACAUUAUCAUCCAGCAUGAGAGCAUCUUCCCCAGCCAGAGCGAAUUACAAGGGCCGGUGUACGAGAAGUGCAUGACGCUGGAACAGGAUGACUGUGAGCCUAUUAUUGAAGAGGGGGACGUAGAAGCUGAGUGCACCCGUUCCAAAGAUGAGUUGGAAACAGGGCGCUCAUCUGACAACACCAUCAGCUCGUCAGCAGCACCAACACAGAAAAAAACAGAACGUCCUCGAGCCAACAGCAGCGGUUCGAUGGACCAAAGCAGGCUGACAGGUGGGCCAGCGGGGGGCGGCCUCGCUUCAGGCGGGAAGCUAAUGCUCCAGAUUCCCGUCGGGCCACAGUGCAAGCCACGGCGGGGCCACUCUCCUGGCAACGUGCGCAGAGAAUUUCAGGAACACUCGUCUUCAGAGGAUAUCUCCGUCCAAGUAGACAAGGAGGUCUGUCGCCAGAUGGACUCUGUCUUCAAGGAGCUCCUCUUGCGGCAAGUGGUGCAGGAUCCCUCCUCCACCGCCCCCUCUCCCUCUGCCCAGGCUCCCCAAAGGAAGGAGAGGCGGGAUGGACACAGGGGUAGAGGAGCAGGGCUCUUCAAAGUCGCAAAUCCACUGGACUGAGAGGACUGGCAACAGUAGAUGACAUGGAAAGAGAGAGAGUGAUGAUACUAAGGAAAACUGAGAUGUAGAGUGAUGUGCUCUGACAGUAGCUUUCAGCACAUCUAUUUGUAGAAAACUGAGAUCACUGACCCAUAGUCACUUCUCUGAGGUCCCUGUUGGUUUGGGCUUCUUCCCACAGGGUGGCUCCCUAUUCAGAGGCCCUUUCAGUCAUGUUUUGUACAGCAGAACCCUGCUGUGACUGCAGACCUGCAGUACAAUGUGCAAACUAUGCAUUACUUGCACAGAUGUGUUUGUGAAUAGCUGAAUGUGGUUAUGCAACUAUCUGCAUCUGUGUAGCUGUUGAUGUUAAACUGUUUUCAGUUCAAGCCAAAUUUUCUCAGUUAUUUUUAGUCAGUACACGCACAUCUACACACAAGCACAAGUACAUUAUUCGUCAAAUGUCUGUUUAACAAAAUGAGAUGGAGUCACAUAGAUAAGAAAACUGUGAAUACUGUAUCUCUAAGGAAUUUGUAUAUAUUAAUGAUUUGUAACUUGAUUCACAUUUUAUGAUUUGUCUGUAUAUGAAGGCUACAUGCCAAAUAAAUAUUUUGUCUAUU
This is a messenger RNA of Chelmon rostratus (copperband butterflyfish), 3362 nucleotides long. RefSeq names its product rho GTPase-activating protein 4-like. The record is from RefSeq and is a predicted model, not a curated record. Gene Ontology annotation, cellular component: cytoplasm. Gene Ontology annotation, biological process: negative regulation of cell migration; signal transduction. NCBI's taxonomy places the organism in Eukaryota, Metazoa, Chordata, Actinopteri, Chaetodontiformes, Chaetodontidae. The transcript has 22 exons. Bases 145 to 2766 code for a protein of 873 amino acids.